Molecule: messenger RNA, 2733 nt
Organism: Botrytis byssoidea
Lineage: Eukaryota; Fungi; Ascomycota; Leotiomycetes; Helotiales; Sclerotiniaceae
Exons: 6
Coding region: 1-2733 (910 amino acids)
Biological process (GO): transmembrane transport; lipid transport
Cellular component (GO): intracellular membrane-bounded organelle; membrane
Molecular function (GO): ATP binding; ABC-type transporter activity; lipid carrier activity
Source: RefSeq, a predicted model, not a curated record
AUGGCGUUUCUUCCAACUGCUCAAUGGCGUGACCGUGUCAGACGUCAGACUUUAGCACUGACUGAGAAAAACUUCCUCCUGUUUCUCAGAUCACCGUGGGCGACUCUCUUUCGCGCAUUGAUUCUGCCAAUAGUUUUCACCGCACUAUUCUGUUCCGGUGGAAAACUCUCCAAUAUUUCAUCCACGCCGACCGACGGCGGAUUUGCCGACUCUUCACAGCAGAUUAAAAGCUUGAAACAAGCGCUGGAUGGGGUUCCCCUCAAGAAACUUGUUCUGUGCCGGAAUGGAUUCAAUGGAACGGAAGUCAAUUCGAUUAUAGAGACUGCGGUACAAGGCCUCAGUUUGGACAGUGCUACAAGCCUAUCGAGUACUGACUUUGCAAAGCAUGAAUCUUUGAGCAACGACCGCCUCCUGCCACUGCAAUGGGCUAUGGAUUCUAGCAUUGGGAGCUUCAGUACAACGACUCCGCCAUCGGAACUUCCCUGGUCCGGAUAUUUCGAAGACAAAGCAACGGAUACAAGCUCACAGCUUGAUACCGCAUCUUGGUUUGUGGUAAUUUACUACUUCGUUGCUCCAACAUUUCUCCUCGCUUUGAUUGGUGUUGUCUACCAUGCCAGUCUAUUUGUGGCAUCAGAAAGAGAACUGGGAAUGGCCGAACUUCUAGGUGCACAAACAUGCACGAAAACACCUCGAAUUCUUUCCACUAUUGCUUCUUUUGUUGCAAUUUAUUCGCCAGGAUGGUUUAUUUGCUCUAUUCUCAUGACCCAGCUUCUCUUCACGCGUUGCUCGGAUGCCCUUCUUCUGUUCCUCACACUAAUAGCUGGAACAUCUCUCACUGUGUGGUCACUCGCCUUAUUUCCUCCGUUCACCUACGCAAGUCUCAUCGGCGAUGUUGCGCGCGCCGAGGCGCACUUCGCCAGCUUUUCGCUCCUGAAGUCUACCACUACCACCUCUGGUAGUCUAGGUUUCACUCCGCAAGUCACUGGCUACCUGUAUAUCGUGUUCCUCUGUGCCCAAAUUGUGAUUUACACCGCUGCGUGUUUUGCAGUUGACCACUACAAAUGGAGUGUGAAAAGAAGCUACGUUGAGAUUGAUUCGUCUAGUGACAUUGCAGUACGCUGCACAGAACUUUCGAAGACUUUUGAAGCGAGCCGUCGAUGGUACUGGCCAUGGAGCACUGCGGGAAGCAGCCAUCUUGCUGUUAACAGCUUGAAUCUUGAAUUAAAGACAGGUUCAGUUAACUUCCUGCUCGGGCCAAGUGGAGGAGGUAAAACGACGACGUUAAAAUGUAUCGCCGGCAUCAUAUCUGCGGACAAAAGCUCUCGACUGGAGAUCAAUCAAAAUGCCACGUUCUUUGGCGUCUGCCCUCAGCAUAAUGUUUUUUGGGAGAGACUGACGGUUGCCGAACACGUCCGAAUUUGGAGAAAGAUUAAAACUGGAGCAACUGCGGUUGGAAGCGAAGAUGAUGUGCUUGCAGAGUGCGGUAUUUUGAAAAAAUCUAACCAAGCUGUGGAGACAUUAUCUGGAGGCCAGCAAAGGAAGCUUCAGCUUGCCAUCGCAUUUGUGUGCGGUUCCACAAUGUGCUUCAUCGAUGAGGCUUCCAGUGGCUUGGUAGCUACAGCCACUCCAAAGUCUCGACCACUGCUGACAGGUUUUAAGAUCCUCUCUCAAGACGCAAUAUCUGGAACAUUAUCUCUAAUUGUCACUCGCGCCGCAGAUGUUCUUGCGGAUAAUAUUUCGAUCAUCUACAAAGGAGGACUUGUGUGCACAGGUACCCCCACUUCACUGAAAGCCAACUACGGACUGGACCUCGAGAUCCGACAUAUUGCGACCGAAGAUGACGAAGGUUACGAAGAAGAUGAAAAUGAUGAAGAAAAAAUGCCUACGUGGAACAUGAAGACUUCUACUGAAGCAACAAAGAAGAUUCUCGAAUUGGAAGAGCUAUCAGGUGGUCUAUACUCAGUUACCUUCCCGACGCUAGAGCAAGUCUUUUUGAACGUCACCAAUUCAUCGCUGAUCGAUGGUAAUGGCAACGGAGAUGUAUUACUUGGUGAUCAGAUAUCUAGACAGGAGACUGAGCUGGAAGAACUGAACCCAGGGACUGUGGAGGGAGUAACCCUUGAAGUUGGGAAGCAAACCAAGCUAUUUCACCAAGUAAGUUGCCAAUUCGUCGGCCUGACUCUCGUCCUAACUGCAUUCGAGACUCUAGUCAUCCUGAAGAAACGCUAUCUUCUAGCGCGGCACAGCUGGAUGAGUUAUGGCAUCGCUCUCAUAAUCCCAAUUGUCAUUGCCGGUGCACUAGCCAGCUCGGUCGCUAAAUUCGACAGCUUCGAUAACUGUACACAUAGAAUAGAUGUUACCAUGCGAAAUGCAAGCAUAGCAGAGUCCAUGUCUCUGGGAGAGGGUUUUGAUACUUACGAUGUUCUCGGUCCUUUGGAGACCCCUGAUUUCUACAGCGCUGAGGACCUUGCAUACUAUGCGAUUUCUAGCAUUGCUGGACCACCGGCUGCUUUUGAUGGCGAAGCUCAAAGUACAAUUUAUGUCGAGAACAUGGGACAAUAUUUUGGGUCAGUCAGUCUUGAAAAAGAGGGUGUUACUGGGGAACAGAAGGCUCUAGCUACUCGUGGCAAUGCGUCUUCACUUACAGAAAUGAUUUCCAUCGUCAAAGAUCACCACGGUCAGCCAGCAUUUGGUGUUUUUGCUGACUCGGCCGAUAUCACGUUCGUUCAUUGA